CAGAGGAACCAGAGUGGGUGGGAACAGGGUGAAGGGCCAGACUGCUUUUGGGCCAGGCCCACCCUCCCUUUUUCCGUCUCACCCCUCUUUCACAGGUACAAGCUGAAGACGGUCAGCUACAGCUACCUCCAAGCCAUGCGGUUUGCGGUGGAGGAGAUCAACAACUCCACUGCCCUCUUGCCUGGGGUUCUGCUGGGGUACGAAAUGAUUGACGUCUGCUAUCUCACCAACACCAUCCACCCCGUCCUGUACUUCCUCGCCGACAACCAGUCCACGAUCCAAAUCCAGAGGAAUUAUACUUUGUACCAUCCAAGGGUCGUUGCUGUCAUCGGUCCAGAUUCGUCCCCGGCGGCGGUCACUGUGGCUUAUAUUUUGAGUCACUUCCUUAUCCCGCAGAUCACCUACAGCGCAACCACGGAGGCUCUGAGCAACCCCAGCAUGUUCCCCGUGGCUUUCCGCACGAUCCCAAGUGCCGAGCAGCAGAUCGCGAUCAUGUUGCGGCUGCUGCACCACUUCAGGUGGAACUGGUUCGUCGUCCUGUCCAGCGAUGAUGAGUACGGCCAUCAGAACCUGCAGCUGCUGCGGUUCCAGGCUCCCCGGGCCUGCAUCGCCCUGCAGGAGACCAUCCCGGUGCGGCGAGCAGAUCAACAGGCUUGGGGCAGCCCCGUCCAGGAGAGGAUCAGGGCCGUGGUGGGCAGGAUCAGCAGGAGCACGGCCAGGGUGGCGAUGGUCCUCAGCCUGGAGCUGCCUCUCUCGGCCUUCUUCGAAGAAGCCAUCGGCCAGAACCUCACCGGCUUGGUGUGGAUUGCCUCAGAAACCUGGGCCACCGACCUGUCCAUCCACAGCAUCCCCAACAUUUCCAGCGUGGGAACCAUAUUUGGGGUGGCCGCGCAGGACAUCCCUGUCCCGGGGUUGGAUGACUUCCGAGUCAGGGGGCCCUCCAGGGUGAGCGGAGACCCCGAAGGGGCAGCCUUUGGCGGCACCUGCAACCAGGAUUGCCAGGAGUGUCUUCCCAGCAUCCAGCUCCACAAUACGAGCCUCCGGCAGAUGGGGAACCGCGUCGACUUCAACGUGUACUCGGGCGUCUACGUCGUCGCGCACGCCUUGCACCGCCUGCUGAGCUGCAACGACACCGGGUGCCCUAAGAAGACCGUUUACCCUUGGCAGCUUCUAAACGAGAUCGGCCGGGUGAAUUUCACUCUGCUCAAUACCACCAUUAACUUCGACAAGAAAGGCGACCCCCCGAACGGAUUUGAGGUGGUGCAGUGGCGGUGGGACCUUCCCGGGGAGCCGUUCCAGAGAGUGGCGACUUACGACUCACUGGAGGACAAGCUCAGCAUCCUGGCGGGACGCAUCUCCUGGCAGACGCCCAACAACAUGGUGAGUGGGGCCUGCGAGGACCUCCCGCAGUCGGACACCUUUGGUUCAGUGGCUGUGGGUGAAGAAAGCUUGCUGGGCACCCAGGAGGUGGAGGGGGCUGGGUGGAAAGAAGGUAAUCUCUGCCUCCCCCCCGGCGCCUUCUUGAACUGUCUCGGAACCUGCCUCCCCUCAUCCUCAGCCACCUCCAUGGAGGAGGGCCACUCCUUCCCUUGCCAAAAUACAUUUCUUGUCCCAAACCCUUCCUUGACUCAGUUUUGCUCUCCAGUUCUCCCUUGUUCUCCGGAGCCCCCCAAGUCUGUCUGCUCUGAACAGUGCAGCCCAGGACAGAAGAAGAAGCAGAUGGGUUCCCUUUCCUGCUGCUUUGAGUGCGUGGAGUGCAAAGCCGGGACGUUUCUCAACGGCAGCAACCAUUUUACCUGCCAGAAAUGCCCACCGGACAUGUGGUCCCAUCCUGGCCGAGAAGAAUGCUUCCCAAAGCUUGUGGUGUACCUGCGGUGGGACCAUCCCGUCUCCAUCACGCUGAUCCUCUUCUCUGCCCUCGGCCUCACGGCAACUCUGGGGAUCCUCGCCACAUUUGCCCGCCACGCCAGCACCCCGGUGGUGAGAUCCGCUGGCGGCAGGCUCUGCUUCCUCAUGCUGUCCUCCCUUGCCCUCGGCUUCUGCAGCGUCUUCUCCUACAUCGGUGCCCCCACCAAGCUCAGGUGCCUCUUCCGCCAAGUGGGCUUCAGCUUCUGCUUUGCCGUCUGCGUCUCCUGCGCCACCAUCCGCUCCUUCCAGAUCCUCUGUGCUUUCAGGAUGGUGGACCGGCUGCCCGCCGCCUUCUCGGCUUGGUCCAAGCCCGGGGGGCAGUGGGCUUUCUUCGCCACCAUUUUUGCCAUCAAGGUGGCCCUCGUGAUGCUCAACGUCCUGUACCACCCCCCGAGGCCUGUCAAAGCCAUCGUAAACAGCAACCCAGCCGAGCUUUUCCUGGCGUGUCACACUGAUUACCUGCCCACCGUCGUGGCCAGCCACGUCUUUGACAUGGUCCUCUCCUUCGUGUGCUUCUGUGUGGCCUACACAGGGAAGGGGCUGCCGAGGAACUACAACGAGGCCAGGUACAUCACCGUCAUCAUGGUCUGCUAUUUCAGCUCCUGGGUGCUGCUCGUCCUGGUCAUGACCGUCUCAGGAGGGAUGGUGGUCACCACCUUGGACACGGCCGUUGUGCUGUUCAACCUGUUCAGCCUCUCCUUGGGCUAUUUCGGGCCCAGGUGUUACGUGAUCUUCUUCCACCCGGAACGCAACACGCCGGCCUUCUUCCAGGCGGCCAUUCAGAGCUACACCAUGGAUCAGGGCUAG
Messenger RNA from Candoia aspera, 2715 nucleotides. It is a transcript of the gene TAS1R2, whose product is annotated as taste 1 receptor member 2. Lineage: Eukaryota; Metazoa; Chordata; Lepidosauria; Squamata; Candoiidae. Gene Ontology annotation, biological process: sensory perception of sweet taste; G protein-coupled receptor signaling pathway. Gene Ontology annotation, molecular function: sweet taste receptor activity; G protein-coupled receptor activity. Gene Ontology annotation, cellular component: plasma membrane; sweet taste receptor complex. The record is from RefSeq and is a predicted model, not a curated record. The transcript has 5 exons. The coding region runs from base 136 to 2715 and encodes 859 amino acids.